Protopolystoma xenopodis is the source of this 498-nucleotide messenger RNA. The record is from the annotation of a GenBank genome assembly. NCBI's taxonomy places the organism in Eukaryota, Metazoa, Platyhelminthes, Monogenea, Polystomatidea, Polystomatidae.
AUGCCUCCGAUUUUCACACCAUUUCACUGUUCUCUCCUCUGCAUAAUAUCCUUGGCAUGCCUUUUCAUUCAGCCUCAUCUCGGAAUUCCGGAUGUCUAUGAGCCUCAAAAUGUCUUGAAUGUUCAACACGGACGUGUUCAACAAGUACAUAGCUCUCUGCAGUCCGGUUACCUUUUUCCUCAGCCCUACUAUCGCCACAGGCUACCUCCUUCUUCGGUGUUUCGUCGUCCAUAUCAACGUGGACAAUGGCGCCACUUCAAAAGACCACCCCCGACUGGCCGACAGCGUCGUAGCUACGAAGGGUUUAUCAAACCCCCAAGAGGCAGAAGCAGAGGAGUGAUUGGUCUUGACGAGCCAGAUAUCAACAAUACGCCAGAAAGACUGGGAGCUCAAGAGCAGGCGAAGUCCAGUGAGUCGACACGACGGCGUACGGUUGCUGCUGAUGACGCUGUUUUCUGGCCAAACUGGUGUAACAGGCCAUUGCUGCGAAAGGGCUGA